Molecule: messenger RNA, 1667 nt
Organism: Linepithema humile (Argentine ant)
Lineage: Eukaryota; Metazoa; Arthropoda; Insecta; Hymenoptera; Formicidae
Gene: Dus2
Product: Dihydrouridine synthase 2
Biological process (GO): tRNA dihydrouridine synthesis
Cellular component (GO): cytoplasm
Molecular function (GO): flavin adenine dinucleotide binding; tRNA binding; tRNA dihydrouridine synthase activity
Source: RefSeq, a predicted model, not a curated record
ACAGAUCACAUGAUAAACUGCACUUUGAAUUCCUAUGUUUAAAAGGCCAUCGCCUUUCGUUUAUUGAUAUCCGCCAUGUGUAGGUCCGCCACGUGUGGAUCCGGCUGUAUUGAUCACCGCAAGUUUGCAUCAAUCGUAGCGCGACGUUCAUAAUAAUAUGGAAGAGAAACCGAUUGCAAUUACAAGAAAGAGACUUAAUUAUGACAACAAACUCAUUUUGGCGCCUAUGGUGCGCAUCGGAACCCUUCCGAUGCGUUUGCUCGCUCUGGAUUACGGUGCGGACAUAGUUUACACCGAGGAAUUGAUCGAUAAAAAGCUACUUCGUUCGAUUCGUCGAGAAAAUGAUGUCCUGGGCACGAUCGAUUAUAUUGACAAGACGGACGGUACCGUGGCGUUUCGUACUUGUCCACGAGAACGAGAGCAUGUCGUUCUCCAAAUUGGCACGUCGGAUCCAGAGAGAGCGGCUGAAGUCGGUCGUAUGAUGCAAAAUGAUAUUGCCGGCAUAGAUAUCAAUAUGGGUUGUCCAAAAAAGUUCUCACUGCUCGGUGGAAUGGGUGCCGCUCUUCUCAGUGAACCGCAAAAAGCGACCGAUAUUUUGCGAAAGUUGAUUGAAACUGUAGCUAUACCAAUCACUUGCAAAAUACGCAUUUUGCCGGAUCUUGAAAAGACUCUUCAGCUUUGCGACACUCUUGCUUCCACUGGUAUUGCAGCUAUCGCUGUACAUGGUCGCACAAUCGAGGAAAGGCCGCAACAUCCUAAUCGCAAUCAUGUUCUCAAGCAAAUUUCAGAGAAACUAUCGAUACCUGUCAUCGCAAAUGGAGGAUCCAAAGAUAUUCAAAGGCAUUCCGAUAUACUUAGGUUUAAAGAAGAAACGGGUUGCAGUAGUGUAAUGCUCGCUCGUGCAGCUCAAUGGAAUUGCUCAAUAUUUCGUAAAGAAGGUGCGUUCCCAAUAGAAGAUGUUAUAAAAGCGUAUUUAAAGCAUGCGAUUGACUGCGAUAAUUCCCCUUCCAAUACAAAGUAUUGCAUACAGAAUAUUCUGCGGGAGCUUCAGGAAUCUCCUCUUGGCAGAAGAUUCCUUGACGCGCAGACUUUGGAACAAAUAUGCGAGGUGUGGGGAAUGGGUGAUUAUUGCCGAACCAGAAGCAAGGAGUUUCAAGAUAAAGGCUUACUAGGCCGGUUUCAAGUAACACCAGUAAUGCUCGACAAAGAUACGGCAGAUUGUGUCUCUCAGAAAAGAAAAAUUUACGAAGAAGAAGACGUUUCUCUGAUGCGUUGUGCCUUUUUGAGGGGCAGUUAUACUACAGACUCAAAGUUGCCAAAGACGAGAUUACUCAAGUGGACCACGGAAAAUCAUAAAAAGAUGCCGGUUUACAAUACUCGGCAGGAGGACAAGCUUUUCUGUUCUGUGGUUACUGUCGAUGGCAGGAAAUAUGGUUCCUCUUUCUGGGAAAAAAAGAAAAAAUGGGCUGAACAAGGCGCUGCUUUGGCAUGCCUAUACUUUUUAGGAGUUAUUGAUGAAGAGAGUCUUACUGCUGGUGGUAACAUUCUCUCACGAUGAUAUUCGAUAUAUUUGAUCUAUGUAAUGUAUUGACAAGUGCUUCGUGUGAAUAUGAAACAAUGUACACAUUUUUGUAAAUAUUCUUUUAGAUAAAUUUUAUCGAUUUUUC